AUGAAUCAAUUACAUGGUUAUAAUUUAACAGAAAUUGCCACUAAAUAUUGUUCUUCAAAUGGGAUACCAAUUUUUGUACCAUCUAAAUACUUGUAUAAUUUUUAUAAUCAAAAUGAUUAUUUUUAUAAUGGAAAAUGUUAUACAAUUUUACCAGGUACUGAAAAAUAUAAUUGGGAAACUUCUUUAAAUAUUUGUAAUGAUAUUGGUUUUGAUUUAUUAGAAAUAACAACAGAUGAUGAAGUAAAUGCAAUACAAACAAUUAUUUUAUCAAAUUUUGAAACAUAUGAAAUUUACAAUUCUGAUUUUUGGAUUGGUGCUAAUGCUAUCUGGUUAAAUACAUCUGGACUUCAAUGGAUAUGGAAUAAAAAAACACUAUUAAAUGAUAGACAAUUAACUAAUUUUUAUUGGGAAAAUAAUAAAGAGGAACAAUUUAUGAAUUAUAAUGAUAAAUGUAUUAAAAUAACAAGAAAUAGUUGGUAUAAACAAUGGAAAGCAACUAGUUGUUUGGAAGAUAAUCGUAUAAUUUGUGAAAAAGAUAUAAACAAUGAAAUUGAAAAAGAAUAUUAUUAUAUUCAAUGUGAAUGUAACAAUGAAUUUUCUGGGUUGUUUUGUAAUAAAACAAAUACUGAUUUAUAUACAAGUAAUAAAUUUAUUUGUAGUCAAGAUAGGUUAUUUUUUUCAUGCCCAAUUAAUACAUUAAUUCAUGUUAAUUUUGCACAAUUUGGUAUAUUUGAUAAAGGUAUUUCAUUGUGUAAUAAUAGUGUUAAAGAAAAAAAUGCAACAUUUAAUUGUACUGAUCCUUUUUCUCUUCAAACAUUAAAAAGUACAUGUCAAGGAAAACAAUUUUGUGAUAUAGAAAAAGUUAAUUCAAUAUUUGAUUAUAGUAUUUGUUCAAAAAAUUCAUUUUCAGGUUUAAAAUAUCGUAUGGAAUGUUUAAAUAAAAAUGAAUUUAAUAAAUGUCCACCUGAUUUUGAUUUAGUUGAUAAUAAAUGUAUAAAACUUUUAUUAGAAGAUAAAAAAAAUUGGUAUGAAUCAAGAAAAAUAUGUAAUUAUUUUAAUGGUGAUUUGAUAAAUUCAAUAACAACACCAGAAAUUGAAAAAUAUAUUAAAAAUAAAAUAUCUAAUAUUACUAAUGAUAAUAUAUAUUUUUGGCAUUUAGGUUAUUUAAGUGACUAUGAAAAAAAUAAUAAUUCAUGUCCUAUGGUAGUAUUUAAUAUUAAUUCUAAUAAUGAACAAAAUAUUAAUAUUCUUGAUUGUAAUGAAAAAAUAAAUUUUAUUUGCCAAAAAUCAUCAUCAAUUUUAUUAGAUGAUUAUUUACAGAUUGACAAGACAAUUAAGAAUACUUUAAAUCAACAAACUAAGUCAUCAUAUUUACAAUCAUCUUCAUUAUCCUUAAGAUGUCCUUCAGUAACAUGGUAUUCAUUAGUAUUUGAAGAAUCUGAUAUGUGUACUAAUGCAACUGCUAUAUGUAGUGAUGAUGGUCAAUUAGCAUACUUACAAUGUGGAUGCUCAACAAAUGAAUGGAUUGGUUUACCAAAUACAAAAAUGUGUGUACAUUCUUUUUAUAAUGAUAUUGAUAAACAAAUAUUAUUAAAUGGAGAUAUUAAUAGUCUUUCUAAUUAUCUUUAUAAUAAUCUUUCUAAUUAUAUAAAAGAUGGAGAAUUAUAUAGUGGUGAUCUUGUAAAAAGUAUUGAUACAAUUAAAAAAUUGAUUGAUUAUAGUCAUAAAAAACUUUAUAAUAAUAUUGAUAAUAUUACUGAUGAUAAAAUAUUUAUUGAAAAUAUUGCUAAAAGUGGUGAUAAAUUACUUUCUGAAGAUAAUAGAGAAAAUUGGAAUUUUUUAAAUGAAAAUGAUGGAAUAAAAAAAAAUAUAUCACUUUUAAUGAAUUUAUUAGAAGAAUUAAUUCAUAAUUCAUGGAAAAAAAAAGAAUUUUCAAUGAAUGAAUCACAAUUAACAAAUUGGGAAUUUUUAUUUAUUCCUAAUUAUAAUGAUAAUUUUGUAACAACCUCUUAUUCUCAUUCAUUAUUACCAUCUGUUAUUGAAAAAACAUUUCCAUAUGUAAUGUUACCCUCAAUGAAUGAUAUUGAAGAAAGUAGUCUUUUUAAAAGAAAAAGACGUAAUUUUGAAAUUACAAAAAAAGAAUUAAGCGUUGCUUAUUAUGUGUAUAAAAAUAUGUAUUGGUUAUUGAAACCUAAUAGUACAAAAAUGUUGAAUAGUUAUGUUAUCGGAACUACAAUUAAUUCACCCAAUAAUAACAUUUAUUUUAAAAAUAACAGUACAGUAAAAAUAAUUCUUAAUCAUAUGCGAAAAAAGAAUAUUGAUAAUGUUACAUGUGUUUAUUGGGAUAAGAAAAACUUUAUCUGGAGCACUUAUGGAUGUUACGUUGACUAUACUAAUAUAGAUUAUACAGUUUGUGCUUGUAAUCAUCUUACAAAUUUUGCAAUUCUCAUUGACGUUAGAGGAGAUGAAUUAAUCACCUUAAAUAAUGGGACAUCGGAUGCCUUAGAAUUAAUAUCAAUAUUUGGAUGUGCAUUAUCCGUAUUAUUUUUAUUUGUUUCAAUAUUAAUUUUUCAAUUUUUACCUUCAAUACAUUCAGAAAGAGUUUAUAUACAUCGUAAUUUAUGUAUAACAUUACUUGCAUCUGAAUUAACUUUUAUAAUUGGUAUUCAUAGAACUUUUCCAGAAAAUGGAUGUAAAAUUGUCGCAAUUAUAUUACAUUAUCUUUUUUUAUCAUCAUUUUGUUGGAUGUUAGUUGAAGGAUGUGAACUUUAUAGAUUAUUAAUUAAAGUAUUUGAACCAGAUGAAAGUUAUAUGAAUUAUUAUUAUACAUUUUCAAUACUUUUUCCAGGAAUUAUUGUUGCAUUUAGUGGUGGAUUUGGAUGGAAAAAUUAUGGUACAUAUGAUUAUUGUUGGAUUAAUGCAAAAAGUGGUCUUAUUUGGACAUUUGUUGGUCCAAUUAUAGGAAUUAUUAUAAUAAAUAUAUGUGUUUUAUUUAUAGCAUUAAAAGUUGUUUUAUCAAUAAGAUCAAGAGAUCGCAAAACUGGAAAUAAAAUUAUGGGAUGGCUUAAAGGUUCAUCAACAUUAUUAUGCCUUCUCGGAAUAACAUGGGUAUUUGGUUUUUUAUCUGCAAUUAAAAAAAUUGAACCUAUAUUUACAUUUAUUUUUACAAUUCUUAAUAGUUUACAAGGAGUAUUUAUAUUUAUUUUUCAUAUUCUUCUUAAUGAAAAAAUUCAAAAAGCAUUGAUAAAAAAUUCUAUACGAUUAUCAUCAAUUUUUCGAAAAUCAAAGGUCUCUCAAUUUAAUAAUGGUACUACUUCAAAUAAUACAUCAAUAACUAACAAUAAUGAAAUAAGUAGUAAAAAUACUUCUUCAUCAUUAUGGAAAAAAAUAAAAAUUUCUUUAUCAAAAGAUAGUGAUGAGGAUGAUGAAGGUACUAUACAUAGUAUUAACCAAAUACCUUGA
Messenger RNA from Strongyloides ratti, 3462 nucleotides. Its product is annotated as Cirl. Gene Ontology annotation, biological process: adenylate cyclase-activating G protein-coupled receptor signaling pathway; cell surface receptor signaling pathway. The transcript has 5 exons. Gene Ontology annotation, molecular function: G protein-coupled receptor activity; carbohydrate binding. Gene Ontology annotation, cellular component: membrane. Bases 1 to 3462 code for a protein of 1153 amino acids. Lineage: Eukaryota; Metazoa; Nematoda; Chromadorea; Rhabditida; Strongyloididae. The record is from RefSeq and is a predicted model, not a curated record.